GCGAUCUUGUUCUUGUUCGAUCAUCUCAUUUCAGUCGAGUUCUGCUCCGGGCAUAUGAGUUUUGCUUUGAUAGUGCCUGUGCAGGGAGAGUAAAGGUCUCUAAAAGCUUUCCAAAGGCUCCUUGUUGCGGCAAAAUCUGAAGUUGUUGAACAUAUCCUGGUUGCGACCGAAUCUGAAGUUGCUCAAGCAUAUUGACUUCCCCACAUGCAUGCUCUACGGCACGAGAUACUUCCACCUAGCGGUGUGGAAUGCGCUGCAUGUCUCAAGCUCACACCUUCCACCGUCGGGAUGGCAGCCUCCAGUUCAUCCCAACCGAGAGUUCUCUUCAACGUUGUAGUUGCCCGCUCAAAUCUUCUACGUAUAUUCGAAGUCCGGGAAGAACCUCCACCUAUCUCACCUAAGCAAGAAGACGAGCGAGAAAGGCGUGCUAGUGUUCGAAGGGGCACUGAAGCUGUUGAAGGGGAGGUCGAGAUGGAUGCGUGUGGAGAAGGCUUUGUGAAUGUGGGUUUGGUCAAGUCUACUGCGCAGGACGCCACCGCCAUUUCGGUGCACCGGUUCUAUUUCGUGCGCGAGCAUCGUCUGCAUGGAAUUGUUACUGGGAUAGAGGGCGUUCGCACUAUUAGCUCUCUUGAAGAUGGUCUUGACCGUCUCCUUGUAUCGUUUAAGGAUGCUAAGAUUGCAUUGUUAGAAUGGUCAACAGAGACAGAAAAUCUCACAACGGUGUCAAUCCACACAUAUGAACGUGCUCCGCAAUUGUCCGCAUUGGAUGCACCUCUCUUUCGAGCACUUUUACGGAGCGACCCACUCUCUCGGUGUGCGGCACUUCUGCUCCCGAAAGAUUCCAUCGCUGUUUUGCCAUUUUACCAGUCGCAAGUAGAUUUAGAUGUAAUGGAACAAGUCACUCAAGCAAGCAGAGAUAUGCCGUAUUCUUCUAGCUUCAUCCUGGACUUUACUGCAGAUGUUGACGAACGAAUCCGACAUGUCAUUGAUUUUGCCUUCCUUCCCGGUUUCCACAGUCCAACUAUUGCCGUACUCUUCCAACCUCAGCAAACAUGGACAGGGCGGUUGAAAGAAUACAAAGAUACAGUCGGGCUGUUCAUUUUCACCCUCGAUCUCGCAACACACAAUUGUCCGAUAAUCACUGCAGUCGAAAACUUACCUUACGAUAGUUUGUACCUCACAACUUGCUCGAGUACGCUUGGCGGUGUCAUCAUAACCACAGCUAACUCUAUCAUCCACGUCGACCAGACGUCACGUCGCGUCGUCUUACCGGUUAACGGAUGGGUCCCUCGUGUCAGCGAUACAUCGAAUACGCUUCAUCCGAACCCGGGCUUGAAUCUUCAACUUGAGGGUUCGAAAGCAGAGUUCGUCGACGAUAAGACCCUUUUCAUCAUUUUAAAAGAUGGGACAGUCUAUCCGGUGGACAUUGCUGCAGAUGGACGAACAGUGUCGCACCUGUCCAUAACAACGCCGGUAGCAAGUACAACCAUACCUGCAGUAGUGCGAAGGGUACCAGGCGACUACUUGUUCAUAGGCAGCACAGUCGGCUCUUCGGUUCUGCUCAAGGCGGCGAAAGUCGAAGAAGAGGUUCCGGAAGAGGAUGUGGAGAUGGAGACAUCUCCUACUGCCGUUGUUGAUACGGGCAAUACGAUGGAUUUGGAUUAUGACGACGAUAUCUAUGGUCCUAUCCGGCUGGACACGAAACCGACAGCCAACGGCACAGCAAAUGGUCUUGUCUCUACUCGGAAGACUAGAUCCGUCGUUCACCUAUCUCUAUGCGAUUCGAUACCUGCGUAUGGCCCUAUAUGCGACAUUACCUUUGCUGUAACGAGAAACGGCGAUCGUCAUGUCCCGGAGCUUGUCGCUGCGACUGGUUCCGGUUCGUUCGGAGGAUUCACGCUCUUCCAGCGGGAUCUGCCAACUCGAACCAAGAGAAAACUGCAUGCUAUUGGUGGUGGUCGUGGGAUGUGGUCACUCCCUGUACGGCAAGCUGUCAAGGUCAAUGGAUCGACUUAUGAACGCCCUACGAAUCCACAUCGUACUGAGAACGAUGCAGUUAUCAUCAGCACCGAUGCAAACCCGUCACCGGGGCUUUCGCGCAUUGCGCAAAGAUCGCCCAAAAGCGACAUCGCAAUUACCACACGUAUCCCCGGAACUACAAUCGGUGCCGCGCCGUUCUUCCAAGGAACAGCGAUUCUACACGUCAUGUCCAACUCUAUUCGCGUGCUUGAACCAGACGGGACUGAACGACAAAUUAUCAAGGACCUGGAUCGGCCACGGAUUCGCUACUGUAGUAUAUCGGACCCAUUCAUCCUGAUCAUUCGUGAGGAUGACUCAUUGGGUCUGUUCAUCGGCGAGCCAGAGAGGGGAAAGAUUCGUCGAAAAGACAUGUCGCCUAUGGGUGAGAAAACUUCAAAGUAUGUCGCCGGUUGUUUCUACGCGGACACAUCAGGCGUCUUUCGGUCGAAACCCAACUCGACGGCAGAAAGUUCCGAGAAGACUGUAACGUCGACCCUUCAAACAGUCGUGGCAGCCGGAGGCAAGACUCAAUGGCUACUUCUCGUCCGCCCUCAAGGCGUCAUGGAGAUUUGGACGCUUCCCAAACUUACGUUGAUCUUCUCAACUACUGCGGUGUCCAUGUUAGAAAGCGUGUUGGUGGACUCAGGGGAUGCCCCUACUCCGUCGUUGCCGCAAGACCCGCCCCGCAAGCCUCAAGAGUUAGAUAUUGAGCAAGUUCUCAUUGCUCCAUUGGGCGAAUCCUCUCCAAAGCCUCACCUGCUGGUGUUCCUUCGCUCAGGGCAUUUCGCAAUAUACGAAGCUGUUCCAUCAUUUUCUACAACAAAUGAAACGCCGCCACUGACUCGUGCCUUUACGCUACCAGUGAAGUUUGUGAAGGUGUUGUCUAGAGCUUUCGACAUCCAGCAACAUCUGGAGGAGGGGGGCAAGUCGGUUCUAGCCGAACAGAAGCGCAUCUCACGACUUCUUAUUCCAUUUGUGACGUCGCCUGCGCCAGGCAGAAGCUUUUCAGGGGUCUUUUUUACAGGUGAUAGGCCAUGCUGGAUUCUUUCUACUGAUAAGGGGGGUGUCAAAAUGCAUGCUUCUGGCCAUUCGGUCGUACACGCGUUUACGGCAUGUUCUCUGUGGGAGUCUAAAGGCGAUUUUCUAUUAUACUCGGAAGAGGGACCCAGUCUUCUGGAGUGGAUACCAGACAUUCACUUUGAUAACCAUUUACCUUCACGUUCCGUUCCAAAAGACAGGGUGUACUCAAACAUCGUUUAUGAACCGUCAUCGUCUUUGCUGGUCGCCGCAACAUCUCAACAAGCCACAUUCGCAUCGUACGAUGAAGAUGGCAAUAUACUUUGGGAACCUGAUGUGCCAAACAUAUCAUAUCCCUCGUGUGAAACGUCUACACUUGAAUUGAUUUCACCGGAGACUUGGAUUGUAAUGGAUGGGUAUGAAUUUGCACAGAAUGAGUUCGUCACUUGCGUCGAUUGCAUUCCGCUGGAAUCAGCUAGUACGGAAGCAGGGAUCAAAGAUUUCAUAGCAGUUGGAACGACUAUCAACCGUGGAGAAGACUUAGCCGUCAAAGGCGCAGUAUAUAUCUUCGAAGUCGUUGAGGUUGUACCCGAUCCAUCCAUGUCACCGAAACGAUGGUAUCGCCUCAAGCUGCUAUGCAGGGACGACGCUAAAGGACCAGUGACCGCGAUCUGUGGAAUGGAUGGGUACUUAGUGUCUUCCAUGGGCCAAAAGAUUUUUGUUCGUGCAUUUGACCUCGAUGAGCGCCUUGUGGGAGUUGCAUUCUUGGAUGUAGGCGUAUAUGUAACGUCUCUGCGGGCCAUCAAGAACCUGCUCGUGAUCGGAGACGCUGUGAAGAGUGUCUGGUUUGUUGCAUUUCAGGAGGAUCCAUAUAAGUUGAUUGUACUUGCCAAAGAUGUGUGUCCGGUUUCUGUGACUCAGGCCGAGCUUUUCUUCGCGGAUGGAAGAGUGUCCAUUGUAAGCUGCGAUGAAGAGGGAGUUAUUAGGUUGUAUGAGUAUGAUCCUCUUAAUCCUGAGUCGAGAGGGGGACAGCGCCUGCUCUGUAAAACGGAGUUCCACGGCCAAACAGAGUACCGUUCUUCAUAUGUCAUCGCUCGUAGAUCGAGAAGUACUAGUACGGAUGCAGAGAUUCCCCAGGCUAAACUAAUUUGCGGUUCUACGGAUGGAGCGCUCUCUUCCCUGACAUACGUGGACGAAGGGGCAUUCAAGCGUUUGCAUUUACUUCAAGGACAAUUGACUAGGAAUGUGCAACAUGCGGCAGGAUUGAACCCCAAAGCAUUCCGUAUCGUGCACAAUGAUCGUGUCGCCCGUCCCCUUACCAAAGGUGUUCUAGAUGGAAAUCUUCUCUCCGCAUUCGAGGACCUGCCUAUUGCUCGGCAAGAUGAGGUCACUCGUCAGAUCGCCACUGAGAGAGCCGUUGUCAUGAAGGACUGGGUUAGUUUGGGAGGUGCGUGGUAAAGGCGCAUACUAAUGUACAUUUAAUAUAUUCGUUCGCUAUGCACAUGUCUAAUAUAUCCACAUUCUGUGUAUUCUGCGAGCUGUCGACAUCGCCAUCUCUGGACGGCGCUUUCAAACAUCUACAACAACUGCCUCUUCAGUAAACGUACUCUACUCAAGCGCCCGUCCUACCUUGCACAUUGCUCAUGCCUCGGACCAUGUUGCAAACAGCCGAAUCACAUUCCCUUUUAUUCGUC
This is a messenger RNA of Somion occarium, 4730 nucleotides long. NCBI's taxonomy places the organism in Eukaryota, Fungi, Basidiomycota, Agaricomycetes, Polyporales, Cerrenaceae. The record is from the annotation of a GenBank genome assembly.